Molecule: messenger RNA, 1515 nt
Organism: Peromyscus californicus insignis
Lineage: Eukaryota; Metazoa; Chordata; Mammalia; Rodentia; Cricetidae
Gene: B4galnt2
Product: beta-1,4-N-acetyl-galactosaminyltransferase 2
Exons: 10
Biological process (GO): UDP-N-acetylglucosamine metabolic process; UDP-N-acetylgalactosamine metabolic process
Cellular component (GO): Golgi membrane
Molecular function (GO): hexosyltransferase activity
Source: RefSeq, a predicted model, not a curated record
UCUGCCAGCUCCAGAUUUCUGUGGCUCCUCAAGAUCUCACUCAUGAUCCUAGGACUUGCCGUUCUUCUAUUUAUAUCCAGAAGUGUAUCCUUUCAAGCAGUGCUCAGCAGCUUCAAGCCAGAGUUCCUGAAGCCUGGACUGGGUGGCUCAGUGCUGAAGCUUCUACCUGAGAAGCACCUGAGGAACCUCUUUACCUACGAAGACAUCUGGCUCUUUCCUAAAAACCAGUGCGACUGUGACUCUGGCCAGCUGCGAAGAAAAUACAAUUUUCAGGGUGCUUAUAGCCAGAAUGACCUCCCAGCUGCGACUGCCAGGAGACAGGCGGAAUUUGAACACUUUCAGAGGAGAAAAGGGCUGCCUCGCCCACCACCUCUGCUGGCUCCACCCAAUCUCCCCUUUGGAUACCCAGUCCAUGGAGUGGAGGUGAUUCCCCUGCACACAAUUCUCAUCCCAGGCCUCCAGUAUGAAGGGCCGGAUGCCCCAGUCUAUGAGGUCACCCUGAGAGCUUCUCUGGGGACACUAAACACCCUUGCUGAUGUCCCAGACAGUGUGGUGCAGGGCAGAGGCCAGAAGCAGCUGACCAUUUCCACCAGUGACCAGAAGCUCCUGAAUUUCAUCCUUCAGCAUGUGACAUACACCAGCAAGGUGUACCAGCUUCACAAGGUGGACAUGGUGAGUUUGGAGUCCAAGUCCUCAGUGGCCAAGUUUCCAGUGACCAUCAACCAACCUAUUGUACCCAAGUUGUAUGACCCUGGACCCGAGAGGAAGCUCAGGAACCUGGUGACCAUCGCCACCAAGACUUUCCUCCGUCCCCACAAGCUUAAGAUCCUGCUGCAGAGUAUUCGAAAAUAUUACCCAGACUUAACUGUGAUUGUGGCCGAUGACAGCAAGGAGCCCCUGGAAAUUAAAGAUGACUACGUGGAGUAUUAUUCCAUGCCCUUCGGGAAGGGCUGGUUUGCUGGUAGGAACCUGGCCAUCUCACAGGUGAACACUAAAUAUGUCCUCUGGGUGGAUGAUGACUUUCUCUUCGACAACAAAACCAAGAUUGAGGUACUGGUGGAUGUCCUGGAGCAAACGGAACUGGAUGUGGUUGGUGGCAGCGUGCAGGGAAAUGCGUUCCAGUUCAGGCUGUUGUUGGAGCAGAGCGAGAAGGGGGGCUGUCUUCACCAGAGGUGGGGAGGGUUCCAGGCCCUCGAUGGCUUCCCCGGAUGCGUGGUGACCAGCGGUGUCGUAAACUUCUUCUUGGCUCACACAGACCAACUCCGAAGAGUUGGUUUUGACCCUCGCCUACAACGAGUGGCUCACUCAGAGUUCUUUGUUGAUGGGCUGGGGAGCCUGUUGGUGGGCUCGUGCCCAGAGGUGACUGUACAGCACCAGCCACGGGAGCCACGGAAGGAUCCAGAGAUGGCUGCCAUGGAGAAGUCUUAUAACACAUACCGGGUCAACACCAACGCUCAGGUCCAAUUCAAGCUAGCUCUCCACUACUUCAAGAACUAUCUACAGUGCUCCACUUAG